GUUUAGGGGUACAGCAGGUACGUAGAUCAGUUUCGGGGGGCAAACCCCGUAUGAGUUUAGGGGUUCGGCGCAGGAAUCGCGAAGCCAGGAAUGGGCCCGGAGCUGUAGGAAAACCGAACUCUCCCCCCGGUUCCCCCGGCCCAGUACCGCGAGAGUUCGGCUCCGAGGGCGGAGAUUCAGCACAUGACCGAGGGCUGCGGGCCGGGCAGACAUGACUGAUCCAAUCGGGUCGAGGAGACAUUUCCCCCGGAGCAGCAAAUCCAGAGCUUUCUCGCUGACACCCCCCCGCGCCCAAUACUCCGGGGGGGCCCCGGCCAGCGCCCCAGUUCAUUCUACGCACAAGGGAUCGGAUCAGAGGAGAUUCCCGAAACAGGAGAACCGGACCCUGCGGGGGAUCCCGGUGGCGCUGAUCAGUCAGUGGAAGGAGAAGUUUAAGACUUUGGGCCGAGUGCGCUGCCCCAGUUCCGGCUGUUGGUUGGAAUUCCCCAGUAUCUAUGGGCUGAAACACCAUUACCAGCGCUGCAAUGGGGCCUCGGUGCCCCCCCCGUGCCCGUUCCCCUGCCCUGAGUGCGAUGCCGCCUUUGCCUCUAAGUUGCAGCUGCAGAAGCAUCUGGGUCAGAACCAUUCGGACAAGGACCGAGCCGAGGGGAAGGCGCCGACCCCAAGCGCAAUCUCCCGACUGGAAAAGAGUCCCACAGUAUCUGGGGGCAAAUCCCGGCCACAGAGGUUUCCCAAGAAGCCCAAAGUUGCCCCUUCCACAAAGAACGGAGAGAUUGGGCCCCCGGGCCGCAAACAGAGAGACCCCUGCCUGUCCGACGAGGACCCCGAGAGAAUGAGGCACAGAAGGAAACAGAAAACUCCCAGGAAGUUCACGGGGGAACAGCCCUCCCUCAGCGGCACCUUCGGCCUGAAAGGUCUGGCCAAAGCCGAGGAAAGGGGGAGGCGCCGGAGGGGCGCAAAGCCGCCAUUGGACGAGCCACGGAGAAGGACUGACUGUGCAAAGGCCAAUCAGGAGCAAACGGCCCCGCCCCCUCCAGACAGUGCGGAGGGGCGGUGCCAGCGCCAGAGGGGGGAGGUUCUGUGCCCCAACUGCAAGUCCGUCACUCGCAAAACCAUGACCGGCCUGAGAAAGCACAUGGAGGUGUGUGAGCAGCUGCAGGAGGCGCUGCGAUGCCGACACUGCCGGAAACAGUUCAAGUCCAAGGCCGGGCUGAAUUAUCACACCAUGGCGGAACAUGUGACCAAGACCCCCGGCCCACAAGGCGCCCCAUUGGACGAGCAGAAGGAGAGGGAGCGUCUGCGCAACGUUCUGAAGCAAAUGGGGAAACUACGGUGUCCCAAUCAGGGUUGCUCGGCAACGUUCUCCAGUUUGAUGGGUUACCAGUACCACCGGCAGCGCUGCGGGAAGGAGCAGUGUGAUUGGGCCAAGCCGAGCUUCCCGUGCCCAGACUGCAGCAGGCAGUACCAGUCCAAGGCGGGUCGGGAUUACCAUGUUAGGUCGGAACACGGCACGGAAUCGGCUCUGCCAGAGGCACCAGAACAGGACGUUGUGGUGGGGGAUUUCGAACGCACCCCCAGUGGGCGGGUCCGGCGUCAGUCGGCACAGGUAGCAAUUUUCCACCUGCAGGAGAUUGCGGAGGAGGAGCUAGCGAAGGAUGGAGGCCGGAGGAAGAUGAAGGAAGAUCUGGUGCCAGACACCAAAAGGCUGAAUUACCUGCGCCCGGGGCUCCCGACCUUCCACCCUCAGCUCCUCCUCUCGUGGAAAAACCGUGUGAAGGAACAUGGAUUCAUCUGCUGCCCCAAUAAUUGCUGUGAAGCAGUCUAUUCCAGUGUGUCGGGACUGAAGGCCCAUCUCGCCAACUGCACUAAGGGGAGUCACUCGGUGGGAAAGUACCGCUGUCUCUUGUGCCACAAGGAGUUCAGUUCCGAGAGUGGAGUCAAGUACCAUAUCCUGAAAUCUCACUCACAGAACUGGUUCCGGUUCUCCUCACUCCCCUCUAUGCACAAACGGAAAGUCCCGGGGGGGCCCAGGAAUGAGGAAGAGGCAGUGGGGACCCCCAAGAAACGGAGAAGGAAAGAAGGCCCCCCGACUAAAGCAGCUGCUUGUGGGACAGGGAAACCCCCCCGAGAGAGAAAGACUCCGCCCAAGAAACGAAGCAGCAACUUGGGGGUCCGACCAUUCAGCCCGAGCAGCAAAGGGACAGCGAGAAUGGGGGGCCCGUCCCGGGGGGUGAAAUAGAUCCAAGCACUUGGGGGGGGUUAUAGGGGAACACACAGAGCGCCCAGUGUCUGAUCCGAAACAGAACCGAGCGGAACCUACUGCUCCCAUCUGUAGGGAGGAAUCCCCAGCGGUACCGAUCCAACUUCUGCCCAAGGUCCAGGGAUCUGACAUUGGUACAUUCCGGAACAUUCCAACUGGACCCAUGUACAGAGAUUCGGUUCUGGUUCCUCCCAGUCUCUCCCGGGCCCAGCUUGCUGUAACGAGAUUCUGUGGUUCUGGUUCCUCCCAGUCUCUCCCGGGCCCAGCUUGCUGUACAGAGAUUCGGUUCUGGUUCCUCCCAGUCUCUCCCGGGCCCAGCUUGCUGUACAGAGAUUCGGUUCUGGUUCCUCCCAGUCUCCCGGGCCCAGCUUGCUGUAACGAGAUUCUGUUGUUCUGGUUCCUCCCAGUCUCCCGGGCCCAGCUAGCUGUAACGAGAUUCUGUGGUUCUGGUUCCUCCCAGUCUCCCGGGCCCAGCUAGCUGUAACGAGAUUCUGUGGUUCUGGUUCCUCCCAGUCUCCCGGGCCCAGCUUGCUGUAACGAGAUUCUGUGGUUCUGUGUCCUCCCAGUCUCCCGGGCCCAGCUUGCUGUACAGAGAUUCGGUUCUGGUUCCUCCCAGUCUCUCCCGGGCCCAGCUUGCUGUACCGAGAUUCUGUGGUUCUGGUUCCUCCCAGUCUCUCCCGGGCCCAGCUUGCUGUACAGAGAUUCGGUUCUGGUUCCUCCCAGUCUCUCCCGGGCCCAGCUUGCUGUAACGAGAUUCUGUGGUUCUGGUUCCUCCCAGUCUCUCCCGGACCCAGCUUGCUGUACAGAGAUUCGGUUCUGGUUCCUUCCAGUCUCUCCCGGGCCCAGCUUGCUGUACCGAGAUUCUGUGGUUCUGGUUCCUCCCAGUCUCUCCCGGGCCCAGCUUGCUGUAACGAGAUUCUGUGGAUCUGGUUCUGGUUCCUCCCAGUCUCUCCCGGGCCCAGCUUGCUGUAACGAGAUUCUGUGGUUCUGGUUCUGGUUCCUCCCAGUCUCUCCCGGGCCCAGCUUGCUGUAACGAGAUUCUGUGGAUCUGGUUCUGGUUCCUCCCAGUCUCUCCCGGGCCCAGCUUGCUGUAACGAGAUUCUGUGGAUCUGGUUCUGGUUCCUCCCAGUCUCUCCCGGGCCCAGCUUGCUGUACCAAGAUUCUGUGGUUCUGGUUCCCCGACUGUAGGAUCUGGUUUAACCCUUGCACAGCAAGGUGCAGAAUGACAUUGGGCUUCGACACUGGGCGCUGUAGGACCUGUGGGCUCUGUGCCCUUAUUGGCCGACUCCAAGCCACAAGCACUUUAGGGGUGAUCUGUAUUGGGGUUAGUCCCCUGGGCCCCCCCACAUAUCCAGCACUCACCCUCCCAGCUCACCCCCCCGAGAGACUGAUUCCCUCAUACCCCUCGUCUGCCCCCAGUUCCACUAACCGGAUCCUCGCACGGAAUUCUGAUGUGGGGGGGCACGUGUGUCCCAUACACUGCAAUACUCAUUAUAUAUCCUUAUAUCGCUGUUCUUAGUAACUGGGCCGAGUGUGGUACCGCUCAUACCAGCGGCUCUGUUGGACUUUGUGCCGUAACCAAUAAACACCUUCCUCUCUC
This is a messenger RNA of Xenopus tropicalis (tropical clawed frog), 3860 nucleotides long. It is a transcript of the gene znf512b, whose product is annotated as zinc finger protein 512B. NCBI's taxonomy places the organism in Eukaryota, Metazoa, Chordata, Amphibia, Anura, Pipidae. Gene Ontology annotation, molecular function: DNA binding; zinc ion binding. The record is from RefSeq and is marked validated. Gene Ontology annotation, biological process: regulation of gene expression. Gene Ontology annotation, cellular component: chromosome.